Penicillium canescens is the source of this 2565-nucleotide messenger RNA. RefSeq names its product putative C2H2 zinc finger domain protein. The transcript is spliced from 2 exons. The record is from RefSeq and is a predicted model, not a curated record. Bases 1 to 2565 code for a protein of 854 amino acids. NCBI's taxonomy places the organism in Eukaryota, Fungi, Ascomycota, Eurotiomycetes, Eurotiales, Aspergillaceae.
AUGUGUGCGUUCUACAGCGAUGAUGAGUACGAGCAUUUGGGAAGGUCUGGAACGACCGCGGGGCCAGCAUCGUCCCUUGGCCAGUGGCCGCUACCUCCGGGGUCUUUGGCGUCCUCCGAGGGACUUUUCAGACCCAAUGCUCCAGAUCAUGUUCCGUAUUUUUCUGAGUCAUGCCUCAACUCCGGGGAAACAACGAGCCUGACGAGCUUUGAAGAGACCCAAGACUCGAUUAACAUACAUCCUAAUCGUGGCCCCAUUGCUCCACAGCCAGAUUAUGGUUUGCUGGAAGGCAUCGCCGAGAAAUAUGUUCCGCUGGAAGGGGGUAUCCCACAAAAGCUGGAUGAUUUGCCUAUCAGCCGUGAGACCAGCUUUGGUCAGCCUUCAGAUUCCUCUUUGGCUACCCAGCCGCCUAUUCCUCGACCCUUGCUAGGAAUGCCUGAGUCCAUUGACUCCAUGCCCAUAGUACCGCAGUCACUUCAACAUGCCAUGCACCAGGUGAUAACUACGGUGGGGCAGGUGUCCAACAACGCGUGCAAUCUUGAACAACUCUCCAAGGGGAUUGAAAGCCUUGAUAUCAUCAAGAGCUUUUUCAACACUAAAAGCAUGCCACCACCUCCUCCUUCUACUACAGCGUCCAGAGAGCCCGGUAAACAAGAAACGCACAAGUGCCCACUGUGUCAGUCUACGUCAGGAUAUACGUUUGGAUCAUUCAAGCGUCAUCUCGAUAUACAUGGGAUCCGCGAGUGCGAGUACCGCUGCCCUCAAGCAGGGUGCGACAAAAAAUCCCAUCGACGGGACCGAGCACGGUCUCACUAUCUGUCUCACGGACACUAUAUGAGUCCGGCUGAAGUGCCUUUGACUCGAGUGCAUUUCCCCUUCCCCUCGCACUGCCCCGUUUGCCUCGAUAAGAUGUCCUCUUGGGGUGCUUUCUGGAAGCAUUUCCGGGGGCACAGUACCAUUCGUCGUGGCUCCGGCGGCCCUUCAAUCAGUGCUGAUUCGAAUCGUCGGGAUUCAGAUAUCAGCGGGAACGGUGGGAGCGCGAAUGGCCCUGGCCGUGUCUCUUCUGCAGCUGGCCCCAGCAGCUUAGCGGGACAACAUAACCAAACUGGAAAUCACCGCUAUCCUAACUCACACUCUUUUGGAAAUCCCAUGUGGCUUCAAAACAACACUCGUCCAUCAUACUCACUCCGGGAUGACCAGCUGAGUGUAGACCACCGCGAUGAAAGCAACUUUGUCACCGGAGACCAUUUUGCUGCCCCAUUCAAUUCAAGGAGAUCCUUCUCAGCGGGAGUCAACCGACAAUCCAACGAGCCUCUCCAGGACCCAGGAUCAUCGCAAGCAGCAGAUCAAUCUACCAAGCGUAAGCGCUCAAGCAAAGAGAAACAACCAAAGGAUCAAAAGCCAUCCAGCUUCAGAAAAUGCACACGGUGUGACCAUGAUCUCGCCAAGUGUAAGCAAUGCUGCCAGCUCAUGGAUCCUAUUCGUGGCUGUCACAAGUGCUCUGAAGAUUCUGCAGGAGGUAUCCAGAUUCAAGCCCCUUCGCAAGUGCCUGGCCACAGUUCCCAACCUCAAGCACCUACAUUCAUUGAGUUGGACCCAAAUUACUAUGACUCCACCCCUGUUUCAUCCUUUGGACAAGGCCAAGAUACACAGAUGCUGCAGUACCUUUUUAACCCGGGAAUGCAAUAUCAUGAAUACCAAACACAGAUGCAAUCCUUUCCAAGUGAGAGGGACUUUUUUGACUCCAAUUCUCACUUUCAAGACCCUCUCAUUAGGGUGGCGAUGAUUGUCCACGAGCCCACACCGCUAAGAGAUCUUAGCAGCAAAGUGCAAGAGCCAUCUGUCUUCGAAUGUGACUCUAAAUUGUUUCAAAAGAUUGGGCUUGAUUCAUUCAUUGGCCCCCUCCCCAAAGUCCAACACGAAGGAGCCAUCUCAGAAGCCCCAACUGGUCCUCUUUCUGCCUCAUUGUCAGAUAUCGUACCCAAGAUCAGGGAGCCACCAGCCGCUCGCAAGUCUGCCGAGCCUUCAUUGCAAUGCAAUUGCCCUUGUGUCAGAACCCCACCUGUGCAGUAUCGAGCCCAUGCCGGUGCCAAACUGUCUCCCCUCGAGCGUGUCGAAAUGACAUUCAAGAUGUCUCCAGAUAGCCCGCAAGCUAGCCAUUCUCUCCGCACUGGAGUUCAAGUCUUUGUAAGGUUAUUCCGAAUUCGCUCAAAGGUCGCUGAGAUGAGAUCAAAGAAGACAAAGAGAAGAUUGUCUAUUCAGUCUAGAGCCGCUUCCGAUGAGGGCUACAACGCUGGCUCUGACACCGACUCGGCCUGUGAUAUUUCUCCUACACCAGUCUCUGGCUCUCAGUCUGCGCCACUGAUACAGUGUGGAGAAGAAGUGCAAGACUGGACUUUCAGCGUUGAUAUUGGUUGGAUCAUUGCCAAUCUAUCUCAGUGGGCCCGCGGCAUAGAUGCCAAUAUGUGCGCAGAUAUGUUUGACUCCGAUCCGGGUUGCAUACUCGACUUUGUUUCCCUCUACAUCAUGUACAAGUUUAUGUACAAGUUCAAGAUGUCCUGGUAA